AUGAGUGGAAAAAGGAGACGACUAAACACACAAGGAUCAUCGGAAUCAUCUGAAAAAGGAGGGGGCGGAGCCAAAGAAUCAUCAUCACAAGAAGAAAAUUGUGAAAAACGGGCGAAAAUCGACGAAAAACCGGAGAGUUUGAUGAAUUUGGGCGCUGCUGCAGAAGCGGAUUCUGAAGGUCCGACGUCUUCUGGAGCAGAAUCUGGAGCCCCAGAAUCCACGGCUCCAGAAUCAUCGACGAAAAAAGAGCCGGAAGAAGUGACCGUGGAGCCAAAAUCCGAGCCACAAGCACUGCCGGAGCUCAAUAAACGAUAUAUGGUGGAGAAGAUUUCGCCGGAGAAAAUUGAAAAUCAAGUCGCCGUCAUCCUGCACAUGGAAAUGCGUCCACAAGUGCCACGUGUCCUUCUGAAUGACGAUGACGAGGGGAAAGAGGAUGAGCAAUUACAGUUGAUGUUCUAUGUGCAUUAUGAGCAGCUGGAUAGGAGAAAUGAUGAGUGGAUUGUGCUGGAACAAAUCAAGCUCAAUGAGCCGGUAAAACCGAUCGCCGAAAAUGAGAUUAUCAUUCCGGAAGAGCUGCGGCAAGAAGGGGGUUUGAAUAAUAUCACAACGAGAAGUGUCCGGCGGCAAUUGGAGGAGCAUUUUCAUUUACAACCCAAUAAUAGUACAAUGGACGCGACGACGGCCAGGCUGGAGAGAGAGCAUGAGGAGCGCACAAAAAUCAAGAACAUCCCGCGGAUCACGAUCGGCGCCUACACGAUAAACUCGUGGUACUACUCGCCGUUCCCCAAAUUUUGUGAGAAUCACGAGAUCUUCAUGUGCGAGUACUGUCUGGCCUAUACACCACACAAAUCCCGGGCAAAAUCGCAUUUACAGACAUGCAAACUUCGCCAGCCGCCCGGGAACGAAAUCUAUCGAAAGGACAAUUUAUCGGUUUACGAAGUGGAUGGACAUACGCAAAAACUCUACUGUCAAUGCCUUUGUCUCCUUUCCAAGCUAUUCAUGGACCACAAAACGCUGUACUUUGACGUCGACGAUUUCAUGUUUUACGUUCUUUGUGAGACCGACUCAAAAGGAGCCCACAUCGUUGGAUACUUCUCGCGAGAGGUGGAAUCGUUGAACAAUCUCGCGUGCAUAAUGAUUUUUCCGCCGUUCCAAAAGAAUGGAUACGGUAAACUGUUGAUUCAGCUCAGCUACGAGCUAUCGAAACGCGAGGGCUACAUUGGAACACCGGAAAAACCGCUAUCAGACCUCGGAAAAGUGUCCUACCGUAGCUAUUGGUGGUGGGUGCUGAUCAAACAGUUCAAAACGCACGUCGGACAUACGGUAACCGGCACAUUUUUGUCGCAUGAGACAGGUCUAGCCGUGCCGGACAUCAUUUCGACACUUUCAACGAUGCGGUUGGGCAAAAAGUAUAAAGACAUCGCCGAGCCGGAUUUCGACCCGAACGAAUGGUACUGUCGCCUUCAUCCGAAAAUUCUGGAGCAUUGCCUGGAUCACGACUACGGUAAGAAGCCAUCGCUGAUACUGGACAAAUCGAAGGUCCGUUGGGCACCCGCCGUCACCCGAUACGAAAUGGAACGACGCCGUCAGAAGGAGCAGAAGAAGGCCGGAAGACGACCGUCGAAAUCAUCGCAAGCGAACACUCCACUGGCCACGCCCACUCUUGAUGGUGGCUUUGGUGGAUUCCGGGAGAGGGGAUACGCCACGGACAGCGCGGGGACGAGUUCCCAAGCCUCGCCGCUUAUCGAUUAG
Molecule: messenger RNA, 1752 nt
Organism: Caenorhabditis briggsae
Lineage: Eukaryota; Metazoa; Nematoda; Chromadorea; Rhabditida; Rhabditidae
Exons: 10
Coding region: 1-1752 (583 amino acids)
Biological process (GO): regulation of DNA-templated transcription
Molecular function (GO): histone acetyltransferase activity
Source: RefSeq, a predicted model, not a curated record